Messenger RNA from Mucor mucedo, 360 nucleotides. RefSeq lists its product as uncharacterized. Lineage: Eukaryota; Fungi; Mucoromycota; Mucoromycetes; Mucorales; Mucoraceae. The coding region runs from base 1 to 360 and encodes 119 amino acids. The record is from RefSeq and is a predicted model, not a curated record. The transcript has 2 exons.
AUGAAAUCUGGAAUGAAAAAAACGCUUGGCUAUCCUACGUGGAAACAUGAGCUCGUUUCAACGGUACUAUUUUCGAUCCCUAGAAAUGAAAAGUCAUUGACUUAUUUGGGUUUUAAUGUCAUCAAAUAUGUACACUACAUUAAUUCUCAGCCUACGCCUACCAAAGCCAAUUCAGUUGCCAACGACAACAAUGUUGCCCUCGACAACGAUGUUGCCCUCGAUAACGAUGUUGCCCUCGACAACGAUAUAGACUACGACAAGGGGAAUUUUAGAAUAAACUUUAAAAAUCCGGCUUGGUUACGCUCUGCGCCUUGCAAAGGGCUUUCGAAUGAUACCAGUUUCAAAGCCGUCGGACAAUAA